Poecile atricapillus (Black-capped chickadee) is the source of this 4744-nucleotide messenger RNA. It is a transcript of the gene FRMD6, whose product is annotated as FERM domain containing 6. Gene Ontology annotation, biological process: positive regulation of hippo signaling. The record is from RefSeq and is a predicted model, not a curated record. Gene Ontology annotation, cellular component: cytoplasmic side of apical plasma membrane; cytoskeleton. Lineage: Eukaryota; Metazoa; Chordata; Aves; Passeriformes; Paridae. The coding region runs from base 334 to 2235 and encodes 633 amino acids. The transcript has 15 exons.
GGGGGCGGCGGGAUGGGCUGGGCUGGGUUGGGCACGGCUCGGCUCGGCUCGGCUCGGCGGGGUUGGGCACGGCUCGGUUCGGUUCGGUUCGGCACGGCCGGCAGGCAGCGCGCUCCCGCAGCCGCAGGGCUCGCUCUCCCUCUCCGAAUCUUGGAUAGAGCUGGGAUUAAUUCGAGCUCUCUUGCCUGAAAGAGAUGUUCCGUUUAAAAUUCCCAAUCCCGAAGGCAUAUUGGAGUUUGGUUCUAGGGAUGGCACCCGCGGAGCCCGAGGCCGCCCCGGCCCGCCGCUGAGGUGCCCCCCACCAGCCACCCCGAGCCCCCUGCCCAGAGCACGAUGAACAAGCUGCCUUUCCACAACAACAGAGUCAUGCAGGACCGGCGCAGCGUGUGCAUCUUCCUCCCCAACGACGACUCCCUCAACAUCAUCAUCAACGUGAAGAUUUUGUGCCAAGAGUUACUGGUGCAGGUGUGUGACCUCCUGAGGCUGAAGGAUUGUCACCUCUUCGGGCUCAGCGUCAUCCAGAACAAUGAGCACGUGUACAUGGACCUGGCCCAGAAACUCUACAAGUACUGCCCCAAGGAGUGGAAGAAGGAGGCCAGCAAGGUCAGCGGUGAGGUCUUGCAUGGAGAGCUGACGGCAGUAAGGCCACCUCUGUCCCCGUCGCAGGGGAUCGACCAGUUCGGGCCCCCGAUGAUCAUCCACUUCCGAGUGCAGUACUACGUGGAGAACGGGCGGCUCAUCAGCGACAGGACAGCUCGCUACUACUACUACUGGCACCUGAGGAAGCAGGUGCUGCACUCGCAGUGUGUGCUGAGGGAAGAGGCUUAUUUCCUGCUCACUGCCUUCGCCCUGCAAGCUGACCUGGGGGACUUCAAGAGGAACAAGCACUACGGGAAGUACUUCGAGCCCGAGGCCUAUUUCCCUGCCUGGGUGGUGGCCAAGAGGGGCAAGGAUUACAUCCUGAAGCACGUCCCCAACAUGCACAAGGACCAGUUUGCCCUGACGGCCUCGGAAGCCCAUCUCAAGUACAUCAAGGAGGCCGUCAAGCUGGACGACGUGGCCGUGCACUACUACAGGCUGUACAAGGACAAAAGGGAAGUGGAGGCCUCCCUGACUCUGGGGCUGACAACACGGGGCAUCCAGAUUUUCCAGAACCUGGAUGAGGAAAAGCAGCUGCUCUACGACUUCCCGUGGACAAACGUGGGGAAACUGGUUUUUGUGGGCAAGAAGUUCGAGAUCCUGCCGGACGGGCUGCCCUCGGCUCGGAAGCUCAUCUACUACACGGGCUGCCCGCUGCGCUCGCGCCACCUCCUGCAGCUGCUGAGCAGCAGCCACCGGCUCUACAUGAACCUGCAGCCCGUGCUGCGCCAGGUCCGCCGGCUGGAGGAGAACGAGGAGAAGAAGCAGUACCGGGAAUCCUACAUCAGCGACACGCUGGACCUGGACAUGGAGCAGCUGGAGAAGCGCUCGCGCGCCAGCGGCAGCAGCGCCGGCAGCAUCCGGCACAAGCGGCUGUCCCGGCACUCCACCGCUUCCCACAGCAGCUCCCACACCUCCGGCAUCGAGGCCGACCCCAAACCCCGGGAGAUGGGCCCCGAGGACGGAUUCUCCGGCGCCGGCGCCCACCGCAAGCUGAAGACCUGCAGCUCCAUGACCAGCCACGGCAGCUCCCACACCUCCGGCGUGGAGAGCGGCGGGAAGGACCGGCUGGAGGAGGAUUCCCAGGAUGACGAGAUCGAGAUGCUGGUGGAUGACCCCCGGGAGCUGGAGCAGGCUGGGGAGAUGGAGGUGAGCCCCGACAUGUGCGUCUACAUCACCGAGGACAUGCUGCUGUCCCGCAAGUUCAACGGGCACUCGGGACUCAUCGUGAAGGAGAUCAGCUCCUCCACCUCCAGCUCCUCGGAGACGGUGGUGAAGCUGCGGGGGCAGAGCACCGAUUCCCUUCCCCAGACCACGUGCAGGAAACCCAAGACAUCGACGGACCGGCACAGCCUGAGCCUGGACGACAUCCGGCUCUACCAGAAGGACUUCUUGCAGCUGGCCAACCUGUGCCAGGACACGGCGCAGAGCUUCACCUUCGGCUGCGCCCACGGCCUGGACGAGGACGGGCUCUACUGCAACGGCUGCCUGGCCCAGCAGUGCAUCAACAUCCAGGACACCUUCCCGGUGAAAAGAACCAGCAAAUAUUUCUCCUUGGAUCUGACCCACGACGAAGUCCCCGAGUUCGUGGUCUGAGCGUGGGGAGGCUCCGAGGCCGCCUUCCCCCGGCCCUGCCCCGCUCCCUGCGAGCCACGGGAAGCGUGGUGCUGGAGGAUUUCCCCGGAUCAGGGGCGGGAUGGGGCACGGAGAGCAUUCCCAGAGGAGUUUGUGCCAAACACAAGUUGUCUUAUUCCGACUGGCCGGAGCACGGCUCGGUCGGAGCCCGCAGAAGCCCAGCCGAGUUUUCUCGUGGCGAGGUGGCCUCUCCCCCUCCUUGCCCCCAGGUGACCCUGGGGUGGCUGGAAAGUGCCAGACUGUCGUGUUCAAGCCAAGCCAAAGAAAUGUAAAUAACCCUAAAGGCCAGUAUGGGAAGGGAGAAUUCAGCAAUAACCAGCCGGGGAUCUCCGGGCACGGUGAUGUUCCGUGGAGGAAGGCAUGGCCAGCAGCUCCUGGGGCAGAGCAUGAUCCCAGUUUUUUCCAAAAAAAACACGUGCUGGAGGUCAGCCCACAGCAGUCCCAGCCAGGUGGAUGAUGGCUGGAAGCUCUCAGAGCCAUUUGCAACUUAUUUUUUAUCUUUUUCUUUUCUAGUUUUGUUUUUUUUUGGGGGGGGAGCAAAACCCCAAAACCAAAAAAAAAAAACCAACCAAAAAUCCCCCACUCCCCAAAAAAAAAAAGAGAAAGCAAUGGAGGAUGGAAAAUAAUAAAUCCCCUAUAAGGAUAAUGCAAUAAUGCAUCCCAAACAUUGAAUAUCUAGAGGAUACAUAUAUAAAUAUAUCGAGCUAUGUAUGUUUAUAUAUGUCUGGAUCUUAUAGACCCAUUUGCAUUUUACUCCUGCUCUGAAACACCUUUUUAUACAAAGGAUCUGCCUCUCUUCUUUCACGAGCUCUUAUCAAGAAUCCUGAUUUUUUUUUUUCCUAAGCACUAAGGUGAGAAAACAGACUUUCCUCUCGAGGAGAACGCGCAUCCACCCGCCUCGUCCCUGCGGCUCUUCCCGCUGCAUUUCUCUUCUCCCAAGGCUUUUUCAUGCGUCUUUAGGUGUCUUACAGCUGGAAAAAAUCCUGCCAGAGGAUGAUGGUGACGUGCUAGGAAAAUCCAGGGGUGGUUUCUGAGUGUGUCCCAGGGAAGGCAGCCAGCCCAGGUGGAAUAUUUGCCGUCGGUGAAGCGUUGCAGAGUUAAUUAUCACAGCACAAUGCCUUUGUAGUGGAUAUUUUUAAUUAGAGUUUAGCCAUUGACAGCCAAAGUUUUGCCAUAUUUUGAUAUACCACCGUUGUUUUGUUUUUUUGGUUUUUUGUUUUGUUUUUUUUUUUUUUAAACUGGAAGCUUUUCUUAAAAAAACAAACCAAAAAAAAAAUAAUAAUGAUAAUUAUUUUAUAAAUAAGCACAAUCUUAUUUUUAUAAGAAAUGGUGGGGGAGGGAUCUGAGAAAGGGGAGCUGGUACCAAAAGAAACGGAGAGUAGCUAUAGGCACAGUGCAAAUAAAAACCCCAAUAAUUAUACCCAAAAUAACCCAAAUAAAAUCCCAAUCUCUUGGGAUGUUGGGAUAUGGGGGAGCUGCUGUGGGACCCCUGGCACCGUGUCCCCACCCCAGAGCUUGAUCUGGCCCUGCCUGAGGGGUUUUAUUGGAGAAUAAUGUCGAUAUCCAAUGUUAGCAGGGCAGGAUGGGGGUCCCUAAAGCAUCUUUAUCUCCCUAAAUCCACACAGGGCAGCUGGAGGGAUGCUGCUGGGGCUCAGGGCUGUGUGCCCCGCUCUGCUUUGGGGGAAAGCCCACCAAAUACCCCAAAAAAACCCUCUUUGGGUGCUGGGAUAACGUUUGUGACUCCAGCUCCCCAUCCACGGCUGGGUUUGCACCAGCAGCGUGAAUUUCCAUGCUGGCACAGGCAGGAAAAUUCCCCAAAUUGAUCCCCAGCCUCUUUUUCCCCCCUCUGCAGCCUCUGGGUUCUCUCCAUGGAAUCCUCACCCUGCGGAAAGUCGGAGCUGGAGGGGCAAAAAGGGAUCCAUUGUGUGAAAAAAUGCUCAAAAUGCUCCAAAAUGGGGAGGGGGCAGCCCCAUCCCGUUAUCCUGCAUCCAGAGCUGGAGUGAUGAGCUUGGAGUUGGGAUGGAGCCAAUCCCUACAAACAGGAGCAGUGCCAGGGCUGGGGGACAUUCCCGGUUUAUUCCAGGUUUAUUCCAGGUUUAUUCCCGGUUUAUUCCCGGUUUAUUCCCGGUUUAUUCCCGGUUUUCCCCACCUGCCCUCAGGGCUCUGUUCCCCCUGCAAUAAGGAGCUGUCUGUCUGCACAAAAUAAUCCUUUCUGUGAAAGGAUCUUCCCAUCAGGGAGAUGGGAGAGCCCGGUGACUGUGUUGCAAAAGGAGCAAAAAAAAAAAAAAAAAUAAAAAUAAAAAGAAAUAAAAAUAAAAAGAAAUAAAAAUAAAAUUAAAAAAAAGAAAGAAAACUCAAGGAAAACCACGUGGAAAUCCCCGGAGCGAAACCCUUUUGUACCAAUGAAGUUCGUUGUGUGCCUUUUGCAGCAGGGCUGGACGUGACAAUAAAGUGAAAGUUGUUUGCAUCA